AUGUCAGCCGACACAAUCACCUCUCUCGCCGGCGGCGGCCUCAGCGGCUCCGGACUCGGCAGCCUAACAGGAAUGCUCCAAGGCGGCGUGAACAACCUAAUCAACGCCGGCGGAGGCUGGCUCGACCGCUUCUUCCCGCCCGAGAAGCGCGAACAAUGGAAACAGUGGCUGACCAAAUUCGCCACGGAGCGACCGUACCUGGCCUCUUUCUUGCUAUCACAAAUCGCACUGUCCGGAUUUCCGUUGGUUCUGUUCGGAUUCAUGUCAGUAACAGUAUUUAUCUUUGCAUUGAUAGCUGGGAUCUUGGUCGGCGUCCUGGGCGCAUUACUGUUCACAGUUGCCGCGAUCGGGUUCGCCCUGCUCAUUUUGCUGCCCGUCUUGUUCUUCACGACUGGCGCCGCCGUGUUUAUUUGGCUCUGGGGCCUGGGCGCUUAUUAUAUCGUCAAGUGGUUCAAUCAAAAAGAUGUCCCUGGUAUACAUACCGAUGCUGCGGGCGGAUUGGCCAAGGCGGCCGGAUUGAGUGAUUUGCCUGGUGUCAAUGGGGUGUUGUCUGGUGAUGAUGCUGGACAUCCAAAGCAGCAGCAGCAGCAGCAUGAUGGCAAACAGGACAGCCACCAACAUGGCAAUCAAACGCAUGAGCAACACCAUCAGAAACCUGCACAACGCACACCGGCGAAACUUGACAAGAAGGAAAAGGGGCAGAACAGUGGUGGUGCUACUACGGGUACUACGACUGGGGCACAGCAUAAUCAUCACGAUACAAAGGAUUCAAACCAUAACCACACAGCACAUCAGAGGAAGGUCCAGAAUCAAGCGAGUCGCCCUUCUUCGAAUGGACCGAAUUCGAAAGUCAACGACACUGUUGAUGGAGUGGGAAAAACAGCCAGCGGGACUGUAGGAGAUGCGACCAAGGCUAUUGGGAUAUGA
This is a messenger RNA of Exophiala dermatitidis NIH/UT8656, 927 nucleotides long. RefSeq lists its product as uncharacterized. The transcript has a single exon. Bases 1 to 927 code for a protein of 308 amino acids. NCBI's taxonomy places the organism in Eukaryota, Fungi, Ascomycota, Eurotiomycetes, Chaetothyriales, Herpotrichiellaceae. The record is from RefSeq and is a predicted model, not a curated record.